CCGUAAUCCCCCUUUGCAAUUGUUGCAUGCUUGUACGAGUGAGAUUAUAAGUUAGUAAUUUCUUGUAAGUAUGUGGUGUUGAUGUAAGAUUUGACAUCUCUCUGUGUUCUUUUCUUAGAUAUGUAUUGUACAAUUUAUUGUCUGAGUAAUAUACUGUCCUCUGUAUAAUUUGCGUUGGAUAAAAAAUUUAUAUAUAGUUCCACUCACUGAUGUCAUCUGAUUUUUUAGUGCUAUUAUUGUUUCAUAGAUGGACCAAAGAACAUUAUGCUUACAGUAUUACAUGCAUUAUUAUCACAACUACACGUGGAGGAGAAAAUUGCUUGCUGCCAUUAUUGUGUGUUUAGGGAUGUACUGGUACAAGAUUAAUGUCCGAAAAAGGAAGAGAAAAUCUAUAACUUAUGCUCCCAUGUUCGAACGAGAUGUUGAAAGGAUGUCACGCCUGAACCGGAUGUAUUAUGGAACCGAGGCUAAUUGCAUAAGUGAGUUGCGCAUGCGGAAAUUUGUUUUUCACAAAUUGUGUGCCAACCUGAGACAUCGUGGUCUACUGGUAGACACAUUCCAUGUAACUCUGGAGGAGCAAGUUGCCAUGUUCAUCCAUGUUGUGGGUCAUAACUGGAAAAAUAGAUCGAUUGGUUUCGAGUUUUAUCAAUCGGGCGAGACUGUUAGUAGGUACUUCAAUGCUGUUUUAGAUGCCCUGUGUCUCCUUGCUCGUGAUGUCAUAUGCAUCAGAACCAUCGAAACACAUUCGAAGAUAACAAGUAGCUCCAGAUUUCACCCUUACUUUGAGGGAUGCAUAGGAGCUCUGGAUGGUACUCAUAUACCGGCAUGUGUGCCAAUCCACAUGCAAGAUAGGUUUAGGGGUAGAAAGUCCUUUCCCACACAAAAUGUGCUAGCAGCCGUUGAUUUUGACCUAAGAUUUACAUAUGUUCUUGCUGGAUGGGAGGGAUCGGCUCAUGAUUCUUAUGUGCUCCAAGAUGCCCUAUCACGUCCCAAUGGCCUUAAAAUACCAGAAGAUGGGAUUCUAACCCAUGGCUUCAAACUGAAACUUUCUUUAGUUCUUAGCUAAUGUGUUAGCAUCAUCAUGAUGUAGGUAAAUAUUUCCUAGCGGAUGCGGGAUAUGCUGCAAGACCCGGUAUACUACCCCCAUAUCGUGGUGUCCGAUAUCACCUAAAGGAAUAUAGGGGAAGUAGAGAGCCUGAGAACCCAAGGGAGUUAUUCAACCAUCGCCAUUCCUCACUUAGAACAACCCUCGAAAGAGCAUUUGGUACCUUGAAGAAUCGAUUUAAAAUAUUUGCAAGUCAGCCAUUCUUCCCUCUAAAAACACAAGUAAAAAUUGUGUUUGCUUGUUGUGCGCUCCAUAACUGGAUCCUAGAUGAUGGUCCUGAUGAGUAUGUCUAUGAUGAUGCUACUUGGUACUCGGCCCUUCCACGGAGUAGACGACACCGUCGUGACGUUUACCAGGAGAGCCAGGCAUGGGCACACAAAAGGGAUGUACUAGCUCAAAAAAUGUGGGAUGAUAAUUUAGCAGCUCAAGAUCAAGAUGAUUAAGAAGUUAGUAUGUAAGGCUGAUGUUGAUGGGUUUUAUUUUAGGUUCCAUUCAGUCUGUUUGAAACUAGAGUUCUGCCGUAUUUCUAUGUAUCAAACAUGAGUGCUAUUUUGUUACAUUUGGUCAUUAUGUAUGUGAUUCAUGUGAAACUAUGUUGGUUGUACCUCUGUAAACUUAUAUCACUUAUUUUAUCUUUAGUAAAUUGUUGGUUGUUUCAUGUUUAUUUGCCUCACCUAUUAUCUUUUA
Messenger RNA from Triticum aestivum (bread wheat), 1792 nucleotides. RefSeq names its product protein ALP1-like. The transcript has 2 exons. The record is from RefSeq and is a predicted model, not a curated record. Lineage: Eukaryota; Viridiplantae; Streptophyta; Magnoliopsida; Poales; Poaceae. Bases 248 to 1066 code for a protein of 272 amino acids.